Messenger RNA from Aureobasidium musti, 1095 nucleotides. NCBI's taxonomy places the organism in Eukaryota, Fungi, Ascomycota, Dothideomycetes, Dothideales, Saccotheciaceae. The record is from the annotation of a GenBank genome assembly.
AAAGCAGAGACGUCGCCCACAUGUCAAGAGCAAAACGGGGUGUUCGACGUGCAAGAGGCGGCAGAUGAGGCGUAUCUGAAUGUGGCAUACCAUCCAAUCCAGCGCCAAUUGGACGACCGUGUUGACUGGCUGGAUCGAGAUUCUUACGUCUUCAACCAUCUUUCCUGCCUGAUUGUGGACCUUCAACAGAGCAAAAGGCAACAACUCGUAUUCGGAGGUCUUGUGUUGCAUGAAAUCUUCAAAAUAGCCAUGGAGAAGGACUUUGUGCGACACGCAGUGUGCGCUUUAUCCGCUUCCCAUCUAUCCUCGUUGAACAAAACCACCGCCAUGGCACAUGCCAGCUUCGAGUACAGAUACUUGGCUAUCCACGGCCUACGCCAAAACUCAACAGACACAGAUGCCCGCAAUCUUGUUGGAGUCCUGGCUGCCUCACUCGUACUCUCCUGGCAGGCUCCCUCGAGUGACGAGUAUUCGCACACAAUGCAAGGGGUCAAAACCAUCCUCGAGUUUAUGGAUGCUAACAGAUACCACUCUGACUUGCGAUCGUUGCUUGUAUCAUCGGACGAGCUUCCUCUGACGGAUUGUGCUGACUUGACCCUUCCCGAUCGUCCCUUGGUGAAAGCCAACGAGGUACUGAGUACAAUUCUGAAAAGACUCCAAAGCUUCCAGGUUGAUGCCGAGUUUAAGAGAAGCAUGAAAGAACUUUCGAAUUAUGUCUCCAGCUUGGCUAUGCGCCAGGUGGCAAACACGCCAGCUGAGUACCAACUGCAAGCACUCUAUCCUAUCAGGAACUGGAUGUACUGGAUACCGAACGCUUUUCAACGUCUCGCCCAAGACGAUCCGGUCGUUAUGCUGUUUUUCGCAUGUUAUGAGAUGACUCAUCUCGCUAUCGCUCCUGUUCUUCCUGCGACAAGCACACCACUCAGCAUCCUAAAACGAGCCAAAAUCAUUGAGAACCUGGACAGGCAGAUUACAGACCUAGAACAGUCAUCACACCUACCUGCUUCUAUCCAUGCCGGACAAUCACAGACUCUUAGCAUACUUAAGGCUUUGAUGGCUGGGCCUCGCUCCUGGAUUUCUACACAUGAAAUGUAG